Xenopus laevis (African clawed frog) is the source of this 969-nucleotide messenger RNA. It is a transcript of the gene mrps2.S, whose product is annotated as mitochondrial ribosomal protein S2 S homeolog. Gene Ontology annotation, cellular component: mitochondrial small ribosomal subunit; mitochondrion; ribosome. NCBI's taxonomy places the organism in Eukaryota, Metazoa, Chordata, Amphibia, Anura, Pipidae. Gene Ontology annotation, biological process: translation. The record is from RefSeq and is marked predicted. Gene Ontology annotation, molecular function: structural constituent of ribosome.
GGGAUUUAACAUGGCGGCCUCUACAGUCAAUGUUCUGCUAAGGACGGCAUUACCAAGGAUUGGCGCUUCCAGUCUCCAGUCCCCAGCAUGUGUUGGGCCGGUCUCAUACCAAAAGCCACGUGGGAGAUGUUACAGCUCAGUCCCAGCCCCUGCGGCACAGCAGCACCAGGAAACCAGCACCACUGAUUUUACUCAGAAGCUUUUUGCGGAUCCUUUAAAGCAUCCGGAUUUCUUCAAUGUAAAGGAACUUUUCUCCCUUCGAGAAUUAUUUGAUGCCCGAGUUCAUCUGGGACACAAGAAGGGAUGUCGCCAUAGGCUCAUGGAAUCCUACCUAUUUGGGUGCCGCUUGGAACAAGAUAUCAUAGACCUGGAUCAGACAAUGAGUCACCUACAGUUGGCACUAAACAUCACCGCACACAUUGCCUACCGGAAAGGCAUCAUCUUGUUUGUGAGUCGCAACCGGCAGUUCACCUAUCUGAUUGAGAGCACAGCCAAAGACUGUGGGGAAUAUGCGCACACACGCUACUGGCAAGGUGGGCUGCUCACUAACGCCCCUGUGCAAUACGGCGUCGGUGUCAGACUUCCGGACCUGAUCAUCUUCCUCAGCACCCUCAACAACGUAUUCGAGCAGCACAUGGCAAUCCGCGACGCAGCCAAGAUGAAUAUCCCGACCAUGGGGAUAGUUGAUACCAACUGCAACCCCAGCUUAAUCACUUACCCCAUCCCCGGGAACGACGACUCCCCGCCUGCCAUGGAACUCUAUUGUCGCCUCUUUAAAAUGACCAUCAACCGGGCAAAAGACAAGCGCAAACAGAUGGAGCUGCUACAGGGGCUGCAGAGUAAAAUCUCCGACGCGUAGCCUCGCCACUGUAAAGAAGGACUUUUUAUUUUGUUUUAUUUGUUUCAUUUAAAAAGUUUUUUGGGAUUUUUUGAAUAUUUUUGUUGUAAUAAAGCCGCCCCCAAAUAAAA